Cuscuta campestris is the source of this 1106-nucleotide messenger RNA. The record is from the annotation of a GenBank genome assembly. NCBI's taxonomy places the organism in Eukaryota, Viridiplantae, Streptophyta, Magnoliopsida, Solanales, Convolvulaceae.
AUUGAGUUGAGAUUAGAAUAUAGUUUGAUAUAUCAAAUUUUUAAAUUACUUAUUUAUUUAGAUUAUAUUUAAUUUGUGAUCAAAGUGUCGGAGCUUAAUUUGUGUAUAUAAAUAGGGGGAAGAGUAUAUCCCAAGUAAUUAAGAGAAAGUAAUUAAGAGAAAAGCAAGAUAUGCCUUCUACCAUUCUGCUUCCCCAAUCAAAUCCUCACGCCCAUCCCGCCACCGCCGCCUCCACCGCCUCCACCGCGGCGGCGAGCAUCCUCAAGCGGACGCAACCCAAGCUGAGUAUUCCGGUACCGGCCUCGGAGGCGCCGGAUCACGUGCUGCGACACCACGCCCACGAGGUAGGCCCCAGCCAGUGCUGCUCCGCGGUGGUGCGGCGCGUCUCCGCUCGGCCGGAGGCGGUGUGGUCCCUCCUCCGCCGCUUCGACAACCCGCAGGCGUACAAGAACUUCGUCAAGAGCUGCCACGUCAUCGUCGGAGACGGAGACGUGGGUACCCUCCGGGAGGUGAGGGUGGUUUCCGGCCUCCCCGCCGCCAACAGCACCGAACGCCUCGAGAUUCUGGACGAGGAGGAGCGUGUCAUUAGCUUCGCCGUGGUCGGCGGAGACCACCGCCUCAGCAACUACCGGUCCGUCACGACCGUCCACGAUGACCAGGAGGGGACGGUGGUUGUGGAGUCGUACGUGGUAGACGUGCCGCCGGGAAACACCGUGGAAGAGACUUGCGUUUUUGUGGACACGAUCGUGAGGUGCAACCUUCAAUCUUUAGCACAACUUGCAGAGAAUUCCAAGGACAAGCAAAGUAAUUAAAAUUUGUUAAUUGUUGCAUAUAAAUUCAUCCCUCCAAAAAUUAUCACAUUCACUCUUCAAUGUUAUCUCAAGUUUGUACAAUCUUUAUAUAUAUUUGCUCCGUUCCAAAAAAAUGUUUCUGUUUCAUUUUUUAUGCAUUAUAUAAAACACUUCUACCAACAUCUAAAAUGCCUAAAAUUUAUCACAUUUUUCAAUUAUUGUGAGUAGAAAUUAUUCUAAAAGUUUCUUUUAGACAUUUUUGGCGGGAUAGAAAUAUUUUAUGUGAUGCGCCAAAAAUGAAACAAAUGUGUUUUU